Fraxinus pennsylvanica is the source of this 879-nucleotide messenger RNA. NCBI's taxonomy places the organism in Eukaryota, Viridiplantae, Streptophyta, Magnoliopsida, Lamiales, Oleaceae. The record is from the annotation of a GenBank genome assembly.
AUGCAUACAUCAAUUAUAUUUCAAGCAGCAAGACAAACGAACCCUAAUCCUCAAUUGUGGACGACUGGUAGUCCAUCACCGGAAGUCCUCAUACCCUAUUUCUUGCUGCUGUCACCUGCCAGUCAUGUCUUUGAGGGAAGUUUGGUUCGCGAAACGGGCUUCUUGAAACGACCAUGGCUGACAUUGAGCAAGAUUCAAAACAGAUUUGCAGUGAAUGAUGUAGACGACGAUCCAGAUUUCAGUGACUCUGACCACGAUGUGUAUGAUGAAGAUGAUAUGUUGUUUGAUUGUAACGUGACUGAAAGGAUUGAAAUUGGUAUGCAUAACAUACUGGCUAAUAAGGUAGCCCCAGAAUAUGAUAGCUCAUCAAAUGCAUCUUCUGAAGAGCUGAAAAUUGGUAGUGGUUCAGACUCCGAUGAAAAUAUUGGUAAACUCAAUUUCCCUGAAUUUUUGGGAGCAACUGAAAAAAAAAAAUCCCGAACUGGAGAUAGGUUUUAUUGUUUGGGUCUUUUGAGGAAUCGAAAUCUGCUGUUAGAAAUCAUGCGGUCUUCAAUAGGGUUGAACCAAUUUUCAAGCGAAAUGAGAAGGAUAGAUUCCAUUGUGUUUGUACAUAUGAAAAAGUAUGUAACGUAUAAAUGGCUUGCUGAUUAUUACUUAGAGGAUUUUAGAGCUGAUCCUGAAUGGAAGACGAAACACAUUAGAGGUAGAGGGAGAAAGGAUUUAGGAGUUCAUAUUAUGAAGACAGUUGCAUGGAAUGCUAGAAAAUAUGCCAAAGUUCUAGUAGAAGGGAAUGAUGCUAGACAAUUUGCAUUGCUAGGUUGUUAUGUUGAGGAAUUGAGGAGUAACAAAUCCUGGAACUACUGUCGUCAUUUCGCUUAA